Molecule: messenger RNA, 474 nt
Organism: Impatiens glandulifera
Lineage: Eukaryota; Viridiplantae; Streptophyta; Magnoliopsida; Ericales; Balsaminaceae
Product: protein SRC2 homolog
Exons: 1
Coding region: 1-474 (157 amino acids)
Biological process (GO): defense response
Source: RefSeq, a predicted model, not a curated record
AUGGAUUGUCGGAAAUUUGACCUAACGUUAAUAGAAGCCCAAGAUCUACAAGACGUAAGGAAGUUAUUCAAGAUGAAAGUAUACGCGCGAGUUUCGAUCGGGUCUAACCAGGAGGCGGAAAAGUGGACGCCGCCGGACAAACACGGCGAGGUAAAUCCGGCAUGGAAUUACACGAUGAAGUACACUAUAGGAGAUUCGAUGGUGUGUCAUUACGGUACGAUGCUCGUGAUAAAGUUGUAUUGUAGGAGGAAAUUGGGAGAUCGUUACGUGGGUGAAAUACACGCACAGAUGAAGGAUCUGUUUGAACACGCCCAGCCGUUCGGAGGGAGCGCAUCCGUGUGUUAUCCGGUGCAGAAAGGGUCGGUGAAUUCAAAAGGAGAGUUGAAGUUUUCGUAUAGGUUUGGUGAAAGGGUUAGUAUUGAUAAGUUGUUUCUUGCUCAAGGACUGGCCGAUUGGGCUAAAUGUUGUUCUUAA